Messenger RNA from Penicillium malachiteum, 1656 nucleotides. RefSeq lists its product as uncharacterized. Lineage: Eukaryota; Fungi; Ascomycota; Eurotiomycetes; Eurotiales; Aspergillaceae. The transcript is spliced from 7 exons. Gene Ontology annotation, molecular function: transmembrane transporter activity. Gene Ontology annotation, biological process: transmembrane transport. The coding region runs from base 1 to 1656 and encodes 551 amino acids. The record is from RefSeq and is a predicted model, not a curated record.
AUGAAUAACGAAAAGACCUUGGAUCUUGUUAAGCACAAUCAAGAGCAGAUUUCGAAUCCCCUUGGACUUCAAUCUCCGAUAAAUGUUGAGCAUGGAACGCAGGUCGUUUUGAAUACAUCAGCCAUCAGUAGAAAUGGAGUGAAAGUUCAUCCGCAGCCUACAUCUGAUCCUCUAGAUCCCUUGAAUUGGUCUGGUUUUCAAAAGCAUGCCAUUCUUUCAAUUGUUAUGCUGAAAUAUUUUCUUUUCACAUACCUCACAACAACUACAGUCCCAUCUUUCACUGAAAUCCAGACGCAAUACCAGAUCAACUACUCUCAGGUGAACUGGACAGUUGCUGUUCCUGCGUUGGGCCUCUCUGUGGGACCACUCAUAUGGUCAUCUUUGAGUGACAUCUAUGGGCGAAGACUCAUAUUUCUGGUUGGCACAACCAUAGCCUUGGUAUCAACAGUCGGAGCUGCAGUUGCCGAUACUUACUCAGGUUAUAUGGCAGCUCGGUUCUUCCAGGGUUUUGGUGUUAGUCCUGCAUCUACAGUCGGGAUGGCUGUUGUAAAUGAUCUAUUUUUCGACUAUCAACGUGGACAAAAGCUCGGCUUGUGGGUGUUAGCUCUUGACUCAGGCCUUCUUCUCGGGCCGACCUUCGGUGGAUUUCUGAAUCUCGUCAGUGCACAGUGGAUAAAUUGGUUCAAUGCCAUUCUGUUCGCUUUGCUACUGGUCCUUGAAUUAUAUUUCAUGCCAGAAACCUUAUACCCCAGACAGCAGAUGCUCAUCAAUGAGAUGCAACUGAAGGGCGAUCAAGAGAAAAAUAGAGGCGAUUCGAGAAAAAGCGAAGCUGACAGUAAGAUGUUGGCGCCGGGCACCCCAAUCUCAGAAGAGUCAUUGCUUUCAAAUCUACCCCGAACGAAGAUAUUGGCCUUUGUGAACCUACGACCCAUACCUGGUAUGCGCCACCCAAAGCCAUGGGACUCUGUGAUUCGAUUUGUCCUUACGUUCAAAAUGCCGGUCGUUGUGAUUGCUGUGCUCGGAUACUCGUUCGUAUGGUACUGGUGGGUUCUCUCUGUCAUCACUAUGGUUCCAUCUGCAUAUGCAGAAUACACACCCCUGAUCCAGGGAUUGCUAUUCUUGGGGUUAUUCUUGGGUACUAUCGUGUCGGAGAUUUGCUGCUCUGGGCGUCUUAGUGACUAUAUCGUUGCAAGACUAUCGAAGCGGAAUGACACUCAGCCCAUGGCUGAAAUGCGCUUGUGGCUAGCCUAUCCCGCUAUUCUGAUCACAGCUGUCGGCUUGAUUGUUUGGGGUGUUAGUAUCGAUCAAAACUAUCACUGGAUUGUCGGUCAAAUCGCUUUCUUCCUGUUCGCUGCCGGAAUACAAAUCGGCAAUACCGCUGCAAGCAGCUAUAUAGUCGAUGCGUAUCCCUUGCAAUCAACAAGUGUUGUUACAUUUUACGCUGUUUUUCUCAAUCUGAGUGCUUUCAUCAACCCGUUCUUUACUGUUUCGUGGGAAGCCUCGGUUGGUUGGACUUGGACUUUCACAACUCAGGCACUAAUUGUCACCAUCGGAGGCGGCCUGGUCAUGGGUACUCUGCAUAAAUACGGAGGCUGGAUGCGCGAGAAGGCACCACAACCCUCUUGGGUGAAUCCUGAAUUUGAUAUAGGCGCAUAG